UCGUUUUCCGUCCUCAAAAUCAACCCUGCUUUCUCUGCAACUUCUCUAUUCAAGGUAAAAAACCCUCUUGAUUUUUUUUUUUUUGGGUUUUUACUUAUAGUGUUAAGGGUUUAGUUUCUGAUUAAAAAGUUUUAAUCUUUUAUUUCUUCAUCUCCAAGUUUUGUAAAAUUUCUUUAAUUGGGUCAUCAAUUAUUUUAAAAUAUAAUUAAGAGCUGUUUAACGACUUGUCAAAUGAAGGGUUCAUGUUAUUACAUCCAACUAAUAACAGAACUCACAACUGUUUAUAUUUGUUGUUUUUUCUAUAAAUACAAUCACCUAACUGUUUAGCUUCAAUUUAUAAAUUCUAUUUUUUAGUUUCCUUUUUUUCUUCAAUUAUUUCACUUGGGUGUUUGUUGAUUGGAUUUUUAUGUAUAAUUCAGCUGAAAAGAUUCAAACUUUGUUCAAAUUUGAAUUUAGGUUUUUUGAGUUUUUUAGGGUUUCAGUUUGAUUGAACUGUGUAAUGAUCAGAGGGUUUUUAUUGGGUUUUUGAUUUUGAGAAUUUUAGCCAAAUUGCGAUUAGUUGUAUAGGGUGGAGUUGAGAAUUUUCAUUUGGUGAGUGUUUUUUGGGGUUUUGAGAGAGUUUGAAUUGAUGUUGUUGGGGUGUUGAUUAGAGAUUGGAGUUUAGUAUGGAUGAAUCUCAGGGGAGUUCGAAUUCGUUGCCGCCGUUCCUUUCGAAGACUUAUGAGAUGGUGGAUGAUCCUUCUACAGAUCCAGUUGUUUCAUGGAGUCCUAGUAAUAAAAGCUUUAUUGUGUGGAAUCCGCCGGAGUUUUCGAGGGAUAUGCUCCCGAGAUUCUUUAAACAUAAUAACUUUUCAAGCUUCAUCAGACAGCUCAAUACUUAUGGUUUUAGAAAGGUCGAUCCAGAACAAUGGGAAUUUGCAAAUGAAGAGUUUAUAAGAGGUCAACCCCAUCUCAUGAAGAACAUUCAUAGACGUAAGCCUGUUCAUAGCCAUUCUCUGCAAAAUUUGCAAGGACAAGGGUCGAGUCCUUUGACCGAAUCGGAAAGACAGAAUUUGAAGGAUGAUAUAGAGAGGCUUAAACAUGAGAAAGAAUCACUUGUUGUGGAGUUAAGGAGGCAUGAACAGGAGCGGCAAGGGUUCGAGAUGCAAAUGCAGGUUCUGAAAGAGAAAUUGCAACAAAUGGAGCGGCGACAACAAACUAUGGUAUCUUUUGUGGCUCGAGUCUUGCAGAAACCGGGACUUGCUUUAAAUCUCACGUCACAAUUAGAACCCGGACAUGAUAGAAAGAGAAGGCUCUCGAGAAGUGGUUAUUUUUACGAUGAGGCCAGCAUUGAGGAUAGUCAGGCUUUGACUUGCCAAAACAUUACUCGAGAAAAUGCAGAUAGUAAUUCUGCUGCAAUGUCGAAUAUAGAACAGUUCGAGCAGUUGGAGUCAUCUUUAACCUUAUGGGAAAGCAUUACGAAUGAUGUUCAAACUAACAUCCAACGGAGUUCGAGUAUGGAGUUGGAUGAAUCUACCAGCUGUGCAGAUAGCCCAGCCAUUUCAUGUGUACAACUUAAUAUUGAUAUUCGGCCUAAAUCACCUACAAUUGACAUGAAUUCCGAGCCUGUUGCUGCUUCAGCUCCCGAGAAUGAUCCUCCGGCGGAACAAGCAACCGCGACUGCUCCUACAGUGGCAACUGGAGUCAACGAUGUAUUCUGGGAACAAUUUUUGACAGAGAAUCCUGGGUCAGCUGAAACGCAGGAAGUUCAAUCAGAAAGAAAGGAUACCAGUGACAAAAAAAACGAGAUCAAACCGAGUGAUCAAGGAAAGUUUUGGUGGAAUAUGAGAAAUGUAAAUAAUCUUGCUGAGCAAAUGGGGCAUCUUACUUCUGCAGAGAGAACAUGAAAUUGCUUGUAUUUUCCAGAUUCAGAGGCUUCAGAGUCUCUCAUGUAAUAAAUUUAGGUACGAUUUACUCGAUACGAUACCAAUAGAUUCAUGCUUUAAUUUGUCUCAAACUUAUGUUGCAUUUGGUAUAUUAGGUGCUGCUAUACUUAAA
Mercurialis annua (annual mercury) is the source of this 2037-nucleotide messenger RNA. RefSeq names its product heat stress transcription factor A-4a. Gene Ontology annotation, cellular component: nucleus. NCBI's taxonomy places the organism in Eukaryota, Viridiplantae, Streptophyta, Magnoliopsida, Malpighiales, Euphorbiaceae. The record is from RefSeq and is a predicted model, not a curated record. The transcript is spliced from 2 exons. Gene Ontology annotation, biological process: regulation of transcription by RNA polymerase II. The coding region runs from base 666 to 1886 and encodes 406 amino acids. Gene Ontology annotation, molecular function: RNA polymerase II cis-regulatory region sequence-specific DNA binding; DNA-binding transcription factor activity.